CCAAGUCCCUUCUCCCUCAGCUGGCGAGAUGAAGACGCACCGGGGGGAGAGCAGCGAAGGGGAAAGCACCUUCUCGUGUCCCGAGGAUCUGGAGGACCUCGGUGUCUCGUCUCCCACGCCGGGCCUCCUGCAGGAGCUUCUGAGCCCCGGCAACAACAACAACACAACAACAACAACAACAACAACAGCGAUAAUAGUAGUAGUGAUAGAGAGAGUGAGGAGACACGUAGCGGAGGUCGUGGGGGGGAUAGUGAUAGUGAGAAUAACAACGAGAGGAAGGAAGGAGAUUGUAAUAGGAAUUAUAAUAAUAAUGACAAUAAUAAGAGUAAUAAUAACAGCACGAAAGGUAGUCUUAGCAAUAAAAGCAACAACUGCAGGAUUGAUGCCAGCGACGACAGCAAUAGCAACAAUAACAACAACAAUAAUAACAUAAACAACAACAUCGAGACCCGCUCCAAGAAGGACUCGAACGGCAACUCCUCCCUCGUGAGCAACUACAACAGGCAGCCCGGGGCGGAGGAGAGCGCCCUCAGCCCGAGCGCCAUGUGCAGGAGCGACGAGUGCUGCCCUCAGAGCCCCUCCUGCGGCGGCGGCGCGAGUGCGAGGAGGCGCUGCGAGUGCACGGGAGGCUGCGUCUGCGCGGGGGAGGCCGGGGCUCCGCGCGCCAGUCAAAACAGCCUCAACAACAACAGCGACUGGUCGGAUGCCGUUGCGAAAUGCCCGAAGGCCUUCUCCAGCAACGGCUGCGCGGCCGGCAUUCGCACCGACGCCGGUGAAAGCAGUGGCCACGUCCGGCGCCGCGGAGGCUCAGCCAAGGUCCUCAACAGCGACAUGAGCCUGUCUCCGCGCCUGAAGGAGCUCCUGCAGGGACUCAACGAACCCGGGGACUCCGGGAACCCUCCGGAGCCGCCCGACUGGCUGGACCGACGCCUCUUCAACCGCGGGCGGCAGUUCUACGGCCGCUUCCUCUUCUGCAUCUUCUUCUCGGACCUGCUGGCGCUUCUGAUGAUGUUCACCGUCAGCAGGAUCCUGCGGCCGCUGAUCUACACGGGCCGCUCCGACACGCCGCAGCGCGCCCUCCGCCGCUACGUGUCCACCAUCCUGCACGUGGUGGCCUGGUACAGCGGCGACGUGUGGGACCCCGAGGACCCCGCCCACCGCGACGUCCUCUCCGUGCGCUCCAUCCACAACAAGUCGGCUCGCGUCCUCAACUCGUCGACGGAACACGAGAAGGUGUCCGGGAUUGACGUGCGGGCCCGAGGGCACGAGGAGCCGCGGUGCCCCUUCAGCCCCGCCGUGAGGCACGACCUGCGCCAGCAGGCUGAGCAGGGCCUCGUGCUGGAGACGCCCGACGACCCGCCGCUGUACAUCAGCCAGUGGGACAUGCUGGUCACGCAGUACUCCUUCCUGGGCGUGCUGGUGGCGCACCCGCGGCAGAUGGGCGCCUGGCGGGCGUCGGAGGAGGACCUGGCCGGCCUCAUCCACUUCUGGCGAGGCAUCGGCUGGCUCCUGGGCGUGGAGGACAAGUACAACUUCUGCAACGGCAGCGUCGCCGACACGCGCGCGCUCUGCCUCGAGAUGGAGCGCCACCUGAUCUUGCCGGGCUUCGCGGCGGCCGACUGGAGCCACGAGCACAUGGCCACGUCGCUGAUGGCGGGGAUCAACCACAUGGUGCCGUGCCUCUCGUACCCGGCCAUGCUCCGCUUCCUGGCGGACACCCUGGGCGUGCGCCUGCCGUCCUUCGUCAGGCAGAUGUCCCUCCGACACACCUGCCAGUACUGGCUCAUGCGCUUCGUCUUCCACGUCCUGUUCCUCAUCCCCGGGGUCCUCUUCCUCUUCAACGAGCUCCUCCUGCUCGCCCUCAGGGUCAUCCAGGAGAAGAACCCGGCGUGGAGACUCAAGUCGGAGAGAUACAACGUCAAGAGCUUCCCCCACGUGUACGCCUAAUCCACGCGCCGGGGGAAGGUCUUCGGGAAAUCGUGGGCGUUUGUGCAGGCGUUCUUCGUCGAUGCUUACGUGCGCGUCUGUGUAGAGAAAAAGUGCACGUGCAGGGUCCACUUGCAUCGGGCGGAGGACACGGCCAAGUUGGUCUAAAAAAUGCGAUUAUCUGGUUAUUAAGACCACUUAAGUCACACAACAUCUGAUUUAAACGAAAAAAAAAAGAAAAUGAAAGGCGCCAUUUGAGUAAAUACCGGAACGUACCAUGAAAAGAAAAUUUAUGUUGGGUGAUUUAUAUUUCAUUUCGUAUUGUCAUCUCUCUCUCUCGCUUUUCUAGUUUACCUUAAAGUUGCACAGCUCCUGCUGCGGGGAAACUGCAGGAAACCUUCACAACGUAAAACACGUCUUCCCAUUUUGUAUGCAAUGCACUUUCUGUUGGCAUAUACGACAUACAUUUAUAUAUGCAAAAUAUAUGUACCUUUUGUGAGGAAAUGUAAGAUGCACGGUCAUAUAAGACAAACUCCCACUUUAGCAGGGAUAUUCAAGGGAAAAAGUGGCCCUAUUUUCACUUAUAGACCUAGGGUGAUUUUUUUUUUUUUGCCUCUUUCGUGUUUCGGGGGAUAAAUUGCGUCUUACAUACUGUUAAAUAGGAUAUGUAUAUCAUGUUUGUGUCCAAAUGUGUGUAUAUAAAAUGUAUAUAUAGAUUAUAGCAUUAAGAUGAUAUUCAAUAGCAUAAUUUAUUUUGUAAAGAUUAGUCAGUUAUGUAGCCUGACGACGGUACAAAGAGAAAGCCACGCAUUUCAAUGAAAAAAAGGAGAAUGGCAGACUUCACAGAGCGAGAAAUAUAUCGUUUCAUCAAAAGUCGAAACGAGUCCAAAAACAUUCGUUGCGUUGUGAAAAUGUUCAUUCUCGUUUACAUUUUUUUUUUUCCUAUACUGGUCGCAUGAUGAUUUGUUCAGUGCUUCUCCGGUGUUACAAGAAGUACAUUUGCUUAGCGCAGUGUCCUCGAUAAAUGUGCUAAGCAGACAGAUUGUGUGUACAUUACUUACAUGAUUUCCUCCAUUGCAGUAUUGCAAACCAGGAAGAUAAACUUGUGUAUCUUUUACUUAAAUACUCUUGACUGUGGAAGGCAAAGAUUGUAUUCAAUACUGUUGUUGAUGCUUCCACAAAAAAAAAAAAUGUUAUAACCAAAAUACUUUUACUCUAAACCGACAACUUUGAUCGCGCAAAAAAAA
Messenger RNA from Penaeus vannamei (Pacific white shrimp), 3173 nucleotides. NCBI's taxonomy places the organism in Eukaryota, Metazoa, Arthropoda, Malacostraca, Decapoda, Penaeidae. The record is from RefSeq and is a predicted model, not a curated record.